GUCAGUAGCGCACUGACUUUGUGAAGUUGGGGUUUACGCCUCCUCCUCCUCUCAGUCUUCACUAGAUUAACGAAAUACUGGAAAGUAGAGAGUUAUGAGGCUGAGUAAGUGAGGCAGGACAAUCCAAGGUGAUUAUGAUCCCGUGGACACCAGAGGCCGCUAAUGUACGUCCUUACAGCAAGGGACGCUCGUGUACAGGAGUAAGGCAAGCAGAAUGCCACCAUUCACCCCUUUUCAAAAUCAUGGAAUUAAAUAGGAAGACGUCAUAGUAAACAGUGCUUACAAAUGUAUAAAAAGCUAAUUGUGGAUUAUAGGAUUUCUGAGGUAAAAUGUAUUUAAAGUGGUUACUCCCCGCGAAGAAGCUUUCGACUUCAUGGUGGAGUGUGCAAGAAUGAGAGAGAUCAUUCUGAGAGAGUGAGAACCUCGUGGCAAAUGCUGGGAGGAGGAAAGUAAUGUUAGCCCAGAGUGCUACCGCUGCUCUGUACCUGCAGACGAGGACAAGACGGCAGGAGCGACUGGCACGCCAGAACAACAAUACCCACAAUGUCAAAAACCGUAACUCCAAAAACAUCGAAGUCUGUUGGCAUUACUCUGCUCAGACACAGAAAACAUACCAUAAUACUGAUACUACAUCGUAUUACAACAUUAAGGAGACAUUUCUCAAGUGGCAUCAGUCUAUUAGUAGGCAAGGAUCCCCGCAGACAAGCGAUCCUAGCGGGUUUCAGGAGUCCAGUAACCUUCCCGAGCUUCACCCGAAGAGCAGUCUUCAAGAGCUGCGGCAGCCUUGCAGUCUACACAAGUCCCAGCAGCCCUGUAACCUUAAAGAGCCACAGCAGCUCGAUAGCCUUCACGAGUCCCAACAGUCCAGUAACUUUCAACAGUGCCUCCAGCUCAGUAGCCAGCGUGUGUUGCCGCCAAGUUGUAUCCAAGCGUCCCAGCGGCCCUGUAUUAUCCAUGAGUCCCAGCAGGCAAGUGUAACGUAUGUGUCUCAAGAGUCAAGUGUCCCUUAUGUAUCCCAGGAACCAGGCGUCUCAUUCCUGACUCAACUGACCAGUAGGCCUCAGUUAUCGCAAGUGAAUUCUAAGCUUACAGCUUGGAGCGAACGAUGUUGGAAAGCUGAAAGUUGGAAAUUAAACAACUGGAAAUCUCUUGAAUGGAUAAAAUCUAAAACCUUGACGACUGAGUGGCUCAGAGAUAACGAUAUAGGGGAUUUAUUAAAGAAAUCCAAAGACUGGGGAAGUGAGUGGCUGGAGUGUGAGUGGGAGAAAGCUAAAAAUCUGGAAAUGCCAAGAGUACCCAUAGGAGACUGGAUGGGUUUAAGCGACAAGAUCCAGGAAGGAAUUGAGAUGAAGCCAAUAACAUAUGCACGAGUGCAAAGGCGGUGCGUGCCAGCCGUGGUUGUGUACGACAGUGGCGUGUGCACAAAAGAGGAGGAUGACCCCGCCAACGCUGUCCUCUACUUCCGCCCACGCCACACGCCCACCACCGCCCGCACCUCCCUGGCCGGCCAGCUGGCGGGCGUGGUCCACUUCUGCCGCCACGCCUUCGCCACGCCCACCAUCGUCAGGACCAGACACGCCCACAUAGCCCUCAAGGACUACGGGCGCUUUGUUGUGAUGGUGUGUGGGCGUGGCGGGGAGUGGGCGCGGGCUCGACUCCUGGAGGUGACGAGACUCUUGGACGCCUCGACGGGCGGCCUACCUCACCUGUGGCUGACCUGCGGAUACGACCACCAGGUUUUCACAGACAGGCUGACGGAGCUCCUGGACGCCUUGCUUCCUCAAGCUCUGCCUGACGCUGAUUUCGGGGAGGACCAACCACUAGGGUCGUCAUGCAGCACCUCCCCCAGCACCCCAUCUCCCGCCACCGAGGCUUCUGAGGGAGGCGGCGUCCCUGUCGAAGGCGGAGGCUCCAGCCGGAAGGAAGAGGAGGAUGAAGAGGGAGAAGAGGAAGCAUUUAAACUCCUGCACAGGAUUUUCAACGCCGUUCCCUCUGUACAGCUGCCCAAGAGUGGAGGCGGCGUCUUCCUGAGGGCGCAGCAGCUGGUGGAGGUGUGCCAGCAGCAGCCAGGGGUCCUGGCUGGUGCCACCAUGCACAAAGACAGGGUACUCAACUCUCAGAUGAACAGCGACCUGGCACACGUCUUGGCCUCCAUUCCACUGCACAAACAGAAGAGUGGAGUGUUGGAGGAGCGUGAGGUUGAGUACCAACUGCCUGGUGGAGUACAGUUACUCAAGCUGCACGUACCCAAGGAAACUCAUUCUACCCUGCGUGCCCAUCUACCCAAGUCAAUGCCUCGCCGGGGAGAGCGUGGACUACACAGUGAAGCAGCCUCCAUGGACCUGGCAUCCCUCCGCUCCGUCCUCCUAUCCCGCCAGUCCCUCCAUACCUACCCUUCCACCCUGCCCACCACCCAGGAGACCUCCCUGGAGAGGUGCUCCAGUCCCCAGGAAUCACAGAAGUUCAGACAGAACGCUCCUAGAGGACCGAGUCUGAUGGCGAGGAUAAGUGGGUGUAGUGACCUGGAGGGCCGUCCCUCACAGAGCUUACCUGGCUCUCCCAGGAAGAUCCGUGUGGCAGCUACUCUGCCAGAUGUGGGGGGUAACUCGCCUGACCUCCGCUACAAGGUGCUGACGGGUCGCAAGCCCAGACCCCCUGCCUCCUCACAUUCCACUCCUCGCAGGAUGCCUGGUGGUAGGAAUGGUUUAUCUCGAAACAACGAUGCCAAUAAUGGGUUGAACAUGGCCUCUAAACGAGGGUAUGGGAUGGGCGUUCCAGGCCAACCCCGCUACAACGUGGAUAAGAGAAAUACUCCAAACAAUAAGUUGCUUAAUAACUCAAGUGAUGUUGCCAAACCUAUCCUCAAGAAUGGUACUGUGACUCUGUAUGAUUCUGAAAAGAGUGAAAGUGGUUUCGAGGAUGGAGUUCAGUCUGACAGUGAGCUUAACAUUAAAAACACGAAAAAUAAACUGAAUUUGCAGUUCGCACCUGACAAGAUCAAUAGACCGAGUCACGAGAUAGAAUUGGAUGGGUUGAGUAAUGAUGAACCAAAAAUUACUCGAGAAAUCAAUGGUAACCUUUCUAAAGACUAUGAUUCGAAUGGUAAAGAUAGUCCAAAUGGUAAUCUUACCACCUUGAAGUCACAAAUGAUGGAUUUCAAAGAUGAAUCUGACACAUCCAGAAGUGAGGAGUCGGACAUUAGUGUGCUAGACCUGAGUACUUUUAUAGAAACCAAAGAAAAUGGGGAUCGGCAGCUGGCCGAGGCUGUGAGAGGCUUGAUGGAACUGACCACUAGGGAUGAUGACCAGGACAACACAAUGCAGGGCCAGUCCAUUGACAAUCACCUGAUGGAGUCUGGUCAACAUGAUGGUCGAGGGUCGGCUGAGGGCUGGGAGCUGCUGACACUGUACACUCAGAAACACUCAGACACAGUACUACACUUGUUGCUUUCUCCUGCAGCACCUAAAACGCCACAGCUCAUCUACUCUCUCUGGCGGCUGGGACUGUCGGGUCUAGAGGACGUGCAAGCAGCAAUAGAGCGAGCGAUGGAGGUGUCUGAAGGAGGCGACGGUGGUGACUCCUUCCUACAGUGGUCAUACAGCGUCCUCUCUGCAGUCACCCCCUCUGCACUAGAUAUGAAACUUGUUGCCACGGCUCACCAGGACUUCAAGCACCACCAAGGCCUCAUGGAGGUCACCUUACGGAGUGGAGAGGCAGUAUUGUGGGGUCAUCGACACAGCAACACGCAGACUUUCUACCAGGUGAAUGCUGCUCCCCGCCCAGGACUACCCAUACCCUCAGAUAUCAUGGCCAAGGUGCCCCACCGUGCCCGCCGCCGCCUUGACCGAGACCACAACAUUACUCUUCUGUAGGCAUACUGCAAUGCCUGCCCGGAAGGAGCCUUUUUACAGCCAUUCACAGCAAGACUCAUUCCUCUGCUGUCGAGUAACCCCAUUUUGCACUUCCUGAAUGCCAAAGACAUUCUUUUCCACAUUCCAAUAGUGACCAACGUUAGCUUUUCGUAUGUGAUACAAGUCGGAAAUUGCUAGCCUUUGAUAUAUUUCAAUACAAUUUCUAAUGAGCUUGUAUAUCAUUGAGUCAUCUCUUCCGUAGCUCGUUCUUGCUUCUCUUCAAGACUGCAGCAGGAAGUGGGUGCCUGUCUUCAGCAGCUGACAAAAAUUGGUAAUGCCACAGGUGUUGGGAUGCAAGCCAUGAGCUUUUCUUGCCUUGGGCAGAAUAAAAAUAUAAAGAGUUCAACCCGUCCUUCAUGACAGUCAACGACCAAUCCAAAUGUUAACACCACCUAAGUCGCAAAAAGACACUCUGGAAAGUGUCAACAACAUGACUGAAUCUUUCCCUUGACCACCACCACCAUCAACACUGCCUAAUGUUUGACUUCCCAGAUGGACAACAGCAACAACACCAGCUGCAGCUACAUAAAUCUCAUAGUCCAGAAAGUACACUUGCUGGAAACUCAUGGCAACAGAGCUCACUAAUAUUUGUAAACCUUGCUUUCAGCAUGUAUUUGGCUAUGUUGCUACUGCUGUUGACACCUGGUCCAGGCAGAGCUGGGUUUGAUCUGUCACCUGGACACUGGGUAUACGAUGAUGAUUUGUCUGAAGUACUAACUAGAGUCGAGUUUCAUUAUUAGUGAUUCUAGUACGUAUUUAGGUCCAGGAUGUGUUAUUUCUGCUAGGCUUUCAUGUGUUUCUAUAUUUCAAGCAGUUUAAUUGUACAGUUGUUUAUUAGAAUAUUAUUACAUAUUUAUUAUUCAGUAUUGUACAGCAGUAUUUGGAUAUGUGUUGCUUUAUUGAUAUUUAUGGUGUUUUCUGUUUAAUAUUACUGAAGUAAAUGUAGAUUACAUUUUACUUAAAAUACUCUAAUAUAUAUAAAUAGAUCUAUAUUCUAAAUGGUGGAUUGGCGGGGAAAAAGAUGUGCAAACUGUCAAAAGCAUUUGAUAAAAUCUUGUGUAGGGAGUACUUUGAAUUAAAGAUUGAACGAUGGAUAUUUACACCGAGUACUCUGGUCAACAAAAAAGCUAACCCAAAACAUUUUUGUUCCUUUUGUGAUCAGUUUUUUGCAUUCUGAUUUCCCCCUUUGCAAAGGUUAAAAGUUCAUAUGUAUGAAUAAUUUACGUAAAAUCAUGUUUUGUAUACAGGCUGAUGUGUCCUGAAGUUACCCUAGACAAAUUGUUUUGAUUACAUUAGAUGAAUUCAGUGGAUUGGUGGACAAGGUUGAGGAUGCAAGAGGUGCUCAGAAAUGCAGUCAAUUCUUUGUUUGCUUCACGGAGCUUUCCAUUACAUUUAGACUCCAUUUUCAAAUGUAUUUCUU
Messenger RNA from Cherax quadricarinatus, 5331 nucleotides. It is a transcript of the gene HPS4, whose product is annotated as Hermansky-Pudlak syndrome 4 protein. Gene Ontology annotation, biological process: vesicle-mediated transport; melanosome assembly; protein targeting. Gene Ontology annotation, cellular component: lysosomal membrane; BLOC-3 complex; cytoplasmic vesicle. The record is from RefSeq and is a predicted model, not a curated record. Lineage: Eukaryota; Metazoa; Arthropoda; Malacostraca; Decapoda; Parastacidae. Gene Ontology annotation, molecular function: small GTPase binding; guanyl-nucleotide exchange factor activity.